AUGAUCUUUAUCCGUCGCCACCUUGAUGAGGGAAUGAAGAGUGAGUACCUCACGGUUGAAGAUCCAUUAACCACCUGGAAGGCAUUGAAAAAUAGAUAUAAUCACCAGAAGACGGUGAUUCUUCCAAGGGCCCGUUAUGAGUGGACUCACCUAAAGAUCCAGGAUUUCAAGAUGGUGGCUGAAUACAAUUAUGUGAUGUUCAGAAUUAGCUCCCAGUUGAAACUUUGUGGAGAAACAAUCACUGAGGAAGAUAUGCAGGAAAUUACUUUCAGCACCUUUCAUGCCUCCAACGUGCUCCUGCAGCAUCAUUAUAGAGAAAAAGGCUUUACUGAGUACAACCAGUUGGUAUAUGUACUCCUUGUAGCUGAGCAAAACAAUGAGCUUCUGAUGAAGAAUCAUCAAUCCCGACCUACUGGAUCAGCACUAUUCCUAGAAGUGAAUGCUGCUUCCCUUGAAGGAAAUACCACAUCCUCUCGUGGAAAUAAUUACAAAUGA
This is a messenger RNA of Malus domestica (apple), 495 nucleotides long. RefSeq lists its product as uncharacterized. The record is from RefSeq and is a predicted model, not a curated record. Lineage: Eukaryota; Viridiplantae; Streptophyta; Magnoliopsida; Rosales; Rosaceae.